Molecule: messenger RNA, 2100 nt
Organism: Capsicum annuum
Lineage: Eukaryota; Viridiplantae; Streptophyta; Magnoliopsida; Solanales; Solanaceae
Product: probable BOI-related E3 ubiquitin-protein ligase 3
Exons: 4
Coding region: 938-1933 (331 amino acids)
Molecular function (GO): ubiquitin-protein transferase activity
Source: RefSeq, a predicted model, not a curated record
GAAAGGGAAAAGAAAGCUGCCAAAGACAGGGAGAGUAAUAUGAAAGAGAAAGAAAGAGAUAACAAAGGAAAGAGAGAAGAUUUAUUGAAAGUGUGAGUGAGUGUGUGUUGUGAUUGUAUCACCAACACCAAUACCAACGCCAAAACCAACAAAUGGAAUCGUUUUUCUUAACCGAAACCUUUACCCACAUCAACAACCACUACUACUACUAUUACAUCUCUACCACCUUCACUACUUGUUCACUUCUCUCUCCUCUUUAUCUCUCCUUCACAUCACCCACAAACGUAGCUUUUCCUCUGCUAUUUUGAGUUUUUGAAGGUACCCCUUUUGUUUUUUCUUUAGUUUUAUGGUGGUUAUAUGCCCUUUUGGGACUUGGGGUGUUUUUUUUUUUUUUUGUGUGUGUGUGUUUGGAGUGUUCUUUGAGGUACCCGGAUCGUUUUUCUUUAGUUUUGUAUUGCUUUUAUGCCCCCCAUUUGAGACUUGGGGGUGGUUGUUUUUUUGUGUUUGCCGGCUCCUCUGCAUUAUUCGGGUGUUCUUUGAGGUAUCCGCAUCGUUUUUGUUUAGUUUUCUGUUGCUUUUAUGCCCAUUUGGGACUUGGAUUUUCUGUUUCUUAUGUUGGCUGGGUGGAUCGAUUCAGUUGGGGAAUCAUUGUUAGGGAUUAGCUACGACAAUGGGUAUUUUCUUGUUGAUUUUAUUGACCCAUUCUUUUGUGUUUGCCCGUUACUCUGCAAUUUCGGGUUUUUUGAGGUACCCCCAUCGUUUUUCUUUGGGUUUCUGGUUUUUUUUUACGCCGAGCUGGGACUUGGGGUUCUCGUUUCCUGGGUGGAUCAGAUUCAUCUAUUUCCUUUUGGGAUCUGGGGUUUUUGUUUCUUAUGUUUGCCGGGUCAAUCGAUUCAUUUGGGGAACCUUUGUUAGAGAUUAGCUACGAAAAGGGAAUAUGUUUGGAGAAAGCAGUAAUGGCAACACUUUGUUUCCAGCUUCAUUAGAGGGGAAUUGUUUCCAGUACGAUGUGAGUGCAUUGCCUCAGCUGCAUCUGUUCGGAGAUGUUACUGUUGGAUGUAGUGGCUACCCGAUAAGCAACACCGUCAACGAACACCCAUCUGCUGCACUUCGCCCUGCCAAAAGAGUCCGGGAUGUUGAACCCAACUAUUGCCAACAAAAGCUUCAGAUAUCCUUGAAUAACAACUUUGGUCAGAAUGAAGUGGAUCAAGCUGGAAGUAUUUUGAAUCCAAUUACUGUAUCAACUGGACUUAGACUUUCUUACGAGGAAAAAGAACGCAAUUCAUCAGUCACUUCUGCUCCUGAAAACAUGAAAGCAGCCCUUCCUGCUCUUCAACCAAUAGACAGUGGUUUUAAAUAUGAGAUUGACAGGCAUAGAGAGGAAUUUGAUCACUACAUGAAAGCGCAGGAAGAUAAUAUGAUGAAGGGCAUGAGGGAGUUGAUUCAUCGACAGACAGUAUCUUUACUGAACUCCAUGCAAAAAGAAGUUAGGAGGAGAUUAUAUGAGAAAGAUCUUGAAAUAGACAAUUUGAACCGCAAGAACAGGGAACUUGGGGACAGAAUUAAGCAGAUUACUGUAGAAGCUCAGUCGUGGCACUACAGAGCGAAGUACAACGAGUCGGUUGUCAAUGCCCUGAAAAGCAAUAUUCAGCAGGCCAUGGUCCAUGGCUCCAAGCAAGCUAAGGAAGGGUGCGGAGAUAGUGAAGUAAACGAUGCCGCCUCAAGUACAAACCACCAUCUGGCAAGUGGUUCACACGACCAAGUAAGCAAUGUACAGCAGCUAAAAUGCAGAGCUUGCAAGAUUAAAGAAGCCAGUGUCUUGUUAGUUCCAUGCAGACACUUGUGUGUCUGUAAAGAAUGUGAAGGGUUUAUUGAUAGUUGCCCAGUAUGCCGGGUAAUGAAGACUGCAAGUGUUCAAGUUUACAUGUCAUGAAGAAGACGUAUAUACGAACACUUGCACUCAUCAUCAUCUUUGUGUUUGAAGAGGAAUGUUUAAAUUAUGGAACAUGUUGUAAUGUUUGUUACAAUCAUGAAUUGUGGAUGCCUUAACUAUAUGAUGAAUACAGAUCAGAUGAAUCAGGAGAUGAUGGGUCUUUUUCA